CAUACCGGAUCUAAAGGUCACAUGACUCACUGACUUCUGACGUCACGUGGAAUCCCUUUUCUUCAUUUCGCAGUUUUUAACAUUUUUCUCAAGUUUUUACGCGAAUACUUGUAAAUUGUUGUAGUAUUAUACUUAAAUCAACCACACGGAUUAACUUCAUGUCACAGAGAUGGCAGGGGUUUUUGAUUUGGAGCUCCACGAGGCCGCUACCACCAGUUUAGAGGAUUCGGAAGAAGAAAAUAUUGAAGUCGACGAAAAUGUCGAGGCGCAGUUUCUAGAAGCUGGUCCUAAUAUAGAUUACAGUGGAGAAGAUAUAGAAACAUUGGAACUAUCGGAGAAUACAGUCAACCCUGGGCAACUGAAGGCUGGACCACAUGACUUUGAGCUUCUCAAAGUAUUAGGGAAGGGAGGCUAUGGAAAAGUUUUUCAAGUUAGGAAAUUACACGGAAAAGAUCAUGGAAAAAUAUUUGCAAUGAAAGUUUUGAAAAAAGCUACAAUUGUACGUAAUGCAAAGGACACUGCACACACAAAGGCUGAACGUAAUAUCUUGGAGGCUGUCAGGCAUCCAUUCCUCGUUGACUUAAUAUACGCCUUCCAAACCUGUGGGAAACUCUACCUAAUUCUGGAGUAUUUAAGUGGAGGGGAACUAUUUAUGCAGCUUGAAAGAGAAGGAAUAUUCAUGGAAGACACAGCUUGUUUUUAUUUAUCUGAGAUUACUAUGGCGAUUGAACACUUACAUUCACAAGGAAUUAUAUACAGGGACCUUAAGCCAGAAAAUAUACUGCUAGAUACAAAAGGUCAUAUAAAACUUACAGACUUUGGGCUGUGUAAGGAAUCCAUUCACGAUGGAACUUUCACUCACACGUUCUGUGGAACAAUAGAAUACAUGGCUCCUGAGAUUCUGACGAGAAGUGGUCACGGCAAAGCUGUUGAUUGGUGGAGCUUAGGAGCACUGAUGUACGACAUGUUGACUGGAGCUCCUCCUUUUACUGCUGAAAAUAGAAAGAAAACAAUAGAUAAAAUUUUAAAAGCAAAGUUGUCCUUUCCGCCAUAUUUAACAUGUGAGGCUAGAGGACUUAUAAAAAAGCUUCUCAAAAAGAAUGUACAAGAGAGACUGGGAUAUGGAGAAGAAGAUGGAAAAGCUAUUAAAAACCACUUAUGGUUCAGGCAUAUCAACUGGACUGACUGUUGUAAUAGGAAAAUAGAGCCCCCAUUUAAACCUAGUAUUGUAAGUUAUGCUAUUAAAAACCACCUUUGGUUCAGGCAUAUCAACUGGACUGACUGUUGUAAUAGGAAAAUAGAGCCCCCAUUUAAACCUAGUAUUACAUCAGAGGAAGAUGUGAGUCAGUUUGACACUAAGUUUACACAACAACCUGCAGUUGACUCUCCCGAUGAUUCCAUGCUCAGUGACAGUGCAAAUCAAGUAUUUCUAGGCUUCACUUAUAUAGCGCCAUCUGUAUUAGAAGAAAUGAACAAACCUUGGAGGGAAGUGAAAGAACCACGAUCACCCAGGAAAAUUGGACCAUCUCCGAUCACAUCGAGAACAUCAUGCAUGAGUCCCGUGAAGCAGCAAGAAAAUGCAACAUUUGGUUUUAAUUUAAAUGGAACUGUAGAUGAAGAUAUGGAAAUGGACACUAGUUCUCCAUCUAGCCACCAUGUGGCAGCAGCAGGUCAACAUCGAUCUCCAGCAAUCGCAACAAAAAAUAAAGAUGGUAGUAAACGGGAAGUUUUUCCUGGUACUCAAAAUAGACCUCCCCAUCUACGUCUCGCAUAGUCAUAGAUUUGAUAGGAUAAUUUUAGUGGAUUUUAUUACGUCGUCAAUUAUAGAGGUUGGAGAAGGCAAUACUGAAAUUAGUCAAGCUUUAAUAGUAACUUAUAAUCGGAAAGAACACCAGCAUGCCAUAUAAGGAGAUACCUCUUGCAAAAAUCGUAAAAAUAACCUGUAAACAAAUGUGUAUAUUUAUAUUUACAAAGUACGCAGAUGAAUAUUUAUAGAUAAAUUCUGGGUGAAAGUAUGACUAUGAUGGUAUUUGGGAGAAGCAAACCUUAUGCCUCUGGAGAAUGGAAAUGGAUAUUUUGGUGGAGUUGAAAACAAAUGAUCAUCAGAAAGCAACAUUUAUAACAUGUGAUCAAUAGAAAGCAACAUUUAAACAAAUGGCCAUCAGAAAGCAACAUUUAAAUGUGUGAUCAAUAGAAAGAACAUGUAAACCUCAAUCAUACACCAAUGAUUAU
Owenia fusiformis is the source of this 2232-nucleotide messenger RNA. The record is from the annotation of a GenBank genome assembly. NCBI's taxonomy places the organism in Eukaryota, Metazoa, Annelida, Polychaeta, Sabellida, Oweniidae.